CUGUGCAGCACCACAGAGCACCAGAGAAGAUGGAUAUCAGAUCAUUGGUCCUGUUGCCGUGGCUUCUCUUUCUGGUGCCACUGUUAAGAUGUGCAAAGUCUUUGGAUUGUGAUAACAGCACACAGUAUGGGUUUCCUUAUCUUGAAAACAAGAGAUGCUGUACCAAAUGUGAUGCAGGUGAAUAUAUGACAAACAAGUGCACAUAUUUUGAGGACACCAGGUGUGCGCGCUGUCCAGAAGGCUCCUACAACCCAGCGAAGAACAAGAAGCAGAACUGUGAGCGCUGCCGCAUCUGUGAAGGAGUGUUUUUCUAUGAGAAGCAGUGUACCCGCUACAGCAACGCAGUCUGCAAGUGCAACUCUGGACUACAGUGCAUGGAUAAGGAGUGCUCAAGGUGUAUAUACCCUGCUGUAAUCACAACCCCUGCAGAAAUCAGUGUAAUAGUUAAACGGAGCACCCCAGCCAAAGAGCCUGCAGGUAAACCAGCCACCCCCGCCAAAGAGCCUGCAGUUAAACCAGCCACCCCAGCCAAAGAGCCUGCAGUUAAACCAGCCACCCCCGCCAAAGAGCCUGCAGGUAAACCAGCCACCCCAACCAAAGAGCCUGCAGGUAAACCAGCCGCCAUACAUGAAUCCAGCAGCUCCAGCAUGGCAUUAUAA
Messenger RNA from Acipenser ruthenus (sterlet), 659 nucleotides. RefSeq names its product tumor necrosis factor receptor superfamily member 3. Lineage: Eukaryota; Metazoa; Chordata; Actinopteri; Acipenseriformes; Acipenseridae. The record is from RefSeq and is a predicted model, not a curated record. The transcript has 4 exons. Gene Ontology annotation, biological process: positive regulation of blood vessel endothelial cell migration; positive regulation of endothelial cell apoptotic process; positive regulation of tyrosine phosphorylation of STAT protein. Gene Ontology annotation, molecular function: protein binding; antigen binding. Gene Ontology annotation, cellular component: CD40 receptor complex; external side of plasma membrane. Bases 30 to 659 code for a protein of 209 amino acids.